Molecule: messenger RNA, 534 nt
Organism: Cercopithifilaria johnstoni
Lineage: Eukaryota; Metazoa; Nematoda; Chromadorea; Rhabditida; Onchocercidae
Source: the annotation of a GenBank genome assembly
AUGUCCACAUCUGAAACACGUCAAAAGCCAAAUCUACUUAUAACUGGUACGCCUGGUACUGGAAAAAGUACUCUUUGUGAAACAUUGUCGGAAAAAUUAGGUUUUGACUAUAUCAACUGUGGUAAAGAAAUCGUCGAGAAUAAUUUGUAUUCAGAAUAUGAUGAGGAGUUUGACAGUCAUGUGCUUGAUGAAGAUAAAUUCUUGGACCACAUUGAAGAUAGAAUGGAUUCGGAGAGUGGAGGUUAUAUAGUGGAUUAUCAUGGUUCUGACUUCUUCCCGGAAAGAUGGUUCGAUUUUAUAUUUGUUUUACGAUGUAACAAUACAAUUCUUUACGACCGACUUUCUGCUCGAGGUUAUAGCAAUAAAAAAAUUCAAGAAAAUAUUGAGUGUGAAAUAUUCGGAUCAUUACUAGAAGAAGCUGCAAAUUCGUAUGAUGAAAAAAUUGUUUAUGAAUUACAAAACGAGACAGUUGAUCAGUUGUCUGAUAAUUUGGAAAGGAUAUGCCAGUUAGUUUCGCAAUGGAAGAAACAGUGA